Trichoderma asperellum CBS 433.97 is the source of this 795-nucleotide messenger RNA. The record is from RefSeq and is a predicted model, not a curated record. Lineage: Eukaryota; Fungi; Ascomycota; Sordariomycetes; Hypocreales; Hypocreaceae.
AUGGACAUACGGUUAGUCACUGUCCUGAUCGCCGUGGAAAUCGGUGCCAGCCUCUCCCUCCCUCCAAGUAUCGCGCCCCAAGCUUUCUGGAGCUUGGUCGCCCCGGCAGAAAGUAGCUCCGCCAAAAGUAUCGGGGUUGGUGAGAAAGCCUCUCACCUCUUCUCUUACAAUAAAGGUCUCCUCGUUCCAGAAACUGAGAAAGACAAUAAGGCUAAUAAAAUUAAUGGCAAGGGUCUCUUCUUAGACAGAGACAAAGAUAGAAAAGUCAUCGACACCUGGCUCGUACGCAGCGGCGUGUUCCAGUCCACUAUCAAGUGCCAAUUAGCAGUGCAGUCGAUCACGGUCAACGCUAAGACGGCCCCCGAGCCUCAAGGCGCCACCAUCAGUGAUAUCUACGCCAAGCCAAUGCGUCUCAGCAAACCGAUAGAUUCGACGUCGACACUCGCAUGCAAAAAUGUCACUCAAGGCCCCUGGGGACGGUAUCAAACAGACAAAGAACCGUCAGACUCUAAGUCCUCCGGACCAGUCAGCGACUUCUACAACCUGCUAAAUAGCGAAAGCAGCACGUCCCGCCUAUUUAUGGGCGCCGUCGUCGAGGCGCCGAUUCCGCAAGUCUCAUUAGACAACAUGACCGAGUACCUUGUCGACAAGACCAUGAUGAGUAGCAUCUGUGACAAUGUAACGGAGUCGAAAUUCCUGAAAAAUUUGGAAGACUACAAAUUUUGCUACGCCAACGCGGACAUUAGGCGCAGAAAAUGGGGCAGCCUUUUGGGAGACCUGGAGGGCUUCACCUAA